CCCAGGCCCAGGCCCAGGCCCAGCGCCGCGACCAUGGCGGCCCGCUUCCACCGCGUCCACGGCGCCAACGUGCGCCUCGAGGCCUGGGGCACGCGGGCCACGCGGGUGCAGAGCUUCGCCAACGGGCUGUGCUUCAGCCGGGAGCCCCUGGCGCCCGGGCAGAUCUUCCUGGUGGAGAUCGAGGAGAAGGAGCUGGGCUGGUGCGGCCACCUGCGCGUGGGGCUGACGGCCCACGACCCGCAGCGCCUGCCUGCCGUGCCCGAGUACUCGCUGCCCGACCUGGUGGGCCUGGGGGACAGCUGGGUGUUCGCCAUCACCAGGAACCACAACCGCGUGGCGCCGGAGGGCGAGGAGGCGGGCGCGCUGGCCCGGGGCCCCGGCUUCCUCUGCGAGCCCUACCUGCUCAUCGAGCACGUCCGCAUCCCCCGGGACAAGCUGGUGGGCCGGAGCAGGCCCGGGCGCUACAGCCACCUCCUGGACGAGCUGUACAGGACGAACGUGCUGCCCCCCACCGCGCGGCGGAGCCGCAUCGGGGUGCUCCACGUGCCCCGGCCCGACGGCACGGCCGACAUGCACAUCGUCAUCAACGGAGAGGACAUGGGGGCCAGCGCCAGGGGCCUCCCCACCGCCCGCCCGCUCUACGCCGUGGUGGACGUUUUUGCUUCCACCAAAAGCGUCCGUGUGAUCCAGGUGGAUUAUGGCUUCCCCUCCUUGCAGACCCUCUGCCGACAGGUGAUCCAGAAGCAUGUCAUCCACCGACUGGCCAUCGACGGCUUGGACCUGCCCCUUGUCCUGAAGAACUUCUGCAAAUACGAGUGACGGGGCGGCGGGAGCACCCUCAGCAGGCAGCUGCCAUGUUCUCAGCCCCUGCAAGCGAUCAAAAAGGGUCUUCCAGGACAGCUCUUCCACCCUCCAAGCACAGGGCCCCAGGAGCAGAGCCGGUUCCCUACUGCUCUGCUUCUGGCUGGAGCCUCAGCAGGCUCUGCUUCCUGACGCGCAAAGUGCUGUCUGCUGCAGCAAGAGACAGUACAAGGGCUGCAUAGCCAGUCUGGGCCAGAGCAGCACUAGCAGGGAGCUCCUUGCAUGUGAAGGGCAGGCUGGGGCUGCUCCACUUACAGCAGCACAAGAGCAAUAAAGUGCUUCCAAACUGC
Gavialis gangeticus (Gharial) is the source of this 1151-nucleotide messenger RNA. RefSeq names its product neuralized E3 ubiquitin protein ligase 2 (gene NEURL2). The coding region runs from base 34 to 819 and encodes 261 amino acids. The transcript has 2 exons. The record is from RefSeq and is a predicted model, not a curated record. Gene Ontology annotation, molecular function: ubiquitin protein ligase activity. NCBI's taxonomy places the organism in Eukaryota, Metazoa, Chordata, Crocodylia, Gavialidae. Gene Ontology annotation, biological process: intracellular signal transduction.